Molecule: messenger RNA, 2806 nt
Organism: Rattus rattus (black rat)
Lineage: Eukaryota; Metazoa; Chordata; Mammalia; Rodentia; Muridae
Gene: Sell
Product: selectin L
Exons: 9
Coding region: 99-1217 (372 amino acids)
Biological process (GO): leukocyte migration; leukocyte tethering or rolling; response to cytokine
Cellular component (GO): membrane; external side of plasma membrane
Molecular function (GO): oligosaccharide binding; sialic acid binding
Source: RefSeq, a predicted model, not a curated record
UUCCUGAGUGCAGCACGCCCUCCUUGUGCAAGAGCACAGCGCCCCAGGUGCAGAAGACUGAGGCCCACAGAAGGACUUACAGAGAGACCCAGCAAGCCAUGGUGUUUCCAUGGAGAUGUCAGAGUGCUCAGCGGGGCUCCUGGAGCUUCCUGAAGUUGUGGGUCUGGACACUGCUGUGUUGUGAUCUCCUGCCACACCAUGGAACUCACUGUUGGACUUACCAUUAUUCUGAAAGAUCCAUGAACUGGGAAAAUGCUAGAAAGUUCUGCAAGCAAAAUUACACAGAUUUAGUUGCCAUACAAAAUAAGAGAGAAAUUGAGUAUUUGGAAAAGACAUUACCCAAAAACCCUACCUACUACUGGAUAGGAAUCAGGAAAAUCGGGAAAAUGUGGACAUGGGUGGGAACCAACAAAACCCUCACCAAAGAAGCAGAGAACUGGGGUACUGGGGAGCCCAACAACAAGAAGUCUAAGGAGGACUGCGUGGAGAUCUAUAUCAAGAGGGAACGAGACUCUGGGAAGUGGAAUGACGAUGCCUGCCACAAACGAAAGGCAGCUCUCUGCUACACAGCCUCCUGCCAACCAGAAUCUUGCAACGGCCAUGGAGAAUGUGUGGAAACUAUCAACAAUAACACCUGCAUCUGUGACCCAGGGUAUUAUGGGCCCCAGUGUCAGAAUGUGAUCCAAUGUGCGCCUUUGAAGGCCCCUGAGCUGGGUACCAUGGACUGUAUUCACCCCUUGGGAGACUUCAGCUUCCAGUCACAGUGUGCUUUCAAGUGUUCUGAGGGAAGCGAGCUACUUGGGAAUGCAGAAACAGAGUGUGGAGCAUCUGGAAACUGGACAUAUCUAGAGCCAAUCUGUCAAGUGAUUCAGUGCAUGCCUCUAGCAGCACCGGAUCUGGGCACUAUGGAAUGCAGUCACCCCCUUGCCAACUUCAGUUUUACUUCUGCUUGUACCUUCACCUGCUCAGAAGAAACUGACUUAAUUGGGGAGAGAAAAACUGUCUGCAGAUCAUCCGGCAUCUGGUCUAGUCCUAGUCCAAUAUGUCAAAAGACAAAGAGAAGUUUCUCAAAGAUCAAGGAAGGCGACUAUAACCCCCUCUUCAUUCCAGUAGCUGUCAUAGUCACUGCAUUCUCAGGGCUGGCAUUUAUCAUUUGGCUGGCAAGGCGGCUAAAAAAAGGCAAGAAAUCGCAGGAAAGGAUGGAUGAUCCUUACUGAUUGAUCCUUUGUGAGAGGGAAGUCAUAAGGUACUAACAACAGCCACCAAAAACCAUUGGAAGACAACUUCAACGCCUCCUGUGAAGAUUUUGCACACGGGCGUCUCCCACGUUAGAGAUGCAUCUGAGAGGAUUUCAACACGACCAACAGCUCCUCCUAAUCUCCUCUCACUCACUCAUCCUAUAAAUCUAUUCCAUAACUUGUGCUUAUACAGAUCGGUAUUUUAUCAUCUUUCCUGUGAAGGAACAAAUAAGACAAUUGAGCAAAAGAGUUACUGUAGGAUAUAAAGACAGCUGCUUUUACUCUUCCCCAACUCUAGUUUCCUCUUUCAGUGCCAAAGCUAACGCCAAACACAGUGAAAAUGUGAUACACGUGUACUUGACAACUCAGAUUUCCUUGCAAAGUAGUACUUACCCUGUGAUAACAUUGACAAAAACCUUUGCUUUCCACCUCCAAAGAACAGUGCUCUCUUCAAGCUGGAAAAGUCCUACUUUCUCUGUACGCCCACCAUCUGUGAGCGACCGCCACUGUAGCUGUUCACAUUAACCUUUCCCUCACACCCAAAUUCCACACACCACACCGAUGAUGAUGGCCACCAAACAUCGAAGAAGAGAAAAUCUCCUGCAUUGAGUUUUAGUUUUGAGUUUGCCCUUCUCUUUAUUAGAUCUCUUUAGGUUUCUUGAAGUCAGUGGUCUGAUGAUGAUUAUUAAUAGGUAAUGAUAACGUGACCUGCUGUCUUGGAGCUGCUGUUAUGAAGACAACUUAAAAACAGGUAGAGAGAUUCCUGGGCUCAAGCUGGAAUGGCACCCUUCCCUUUUCCUUACAUCUCCUACAGACACCUAAAUUCUAUCCUUCAAGAUUCAGGACAGCUGUCUCCAACCCUUCACUUCUUUUAUACCUAGCUCCUAACUCAUCCACCCUGUAAGCUAUCUCAUUUUCUGGCUUCACUCUGCAAGAUCUUUAACACGAUGCAUUUAAAUACAGCCUGAUUUUUUUAAAAAUGUUGCUUAGUCUGUUUGUACACCAGAAUAUAGGUUGGUUUUUUCUAAAAGAAAUUGUACAUUUUUUGAAGGGAGAGACGGUGUCAGGUCUGUGGAGUUCCUAGUUUGUUAAUUGAUGUCUUGCCACAGUCAGUGAAUGAAGAAGCUGUGUGAGGAGAUUUCUGAGAGCUUGUGAGAAAACACCAAGCAAACAAGACAAGAAUCCUGUAGCCUCUGCUCCUCCGUAACAGGAAAUGGGGCUUUUGUGCCCUUCCAAGGGGUAAAUGGAGUGGGUUUACUUCAGAUUACCCAUCAGUUACCAAUAUUAUUCAGAUGGUGUUUCCAAGCACAGGUUAUCCUCAUGACUGUAGAUGGCUUGAACUAAUAUGACCUUGCCCUCAGGACUGGACCAGCUGAAACCCAUGUGACUUUGCCUAAACUCGUGUGACUUUGCCUAAACUCGUGUGACCUUGCCUAAACUCAUGUGACCUUGUCCUCAGGGUAGUAUACAGCUGGAACUCAUGAACUUUGCUUAUGCAACUUUGCCUAACUCUCAGAAUAGAACAUUUCUGGUGCCCUGAAUAAAGAUGGCUACUACACAAGACUUUA